Vicia villosa (hairy vetch) is the source of this 1581-nucleotide messenger RNA. RefSeq lists its product as uncharacterized. The transcript is spliced from 2 exons. The coding region runs from base 1 to 1581 and encodes 526 amino acids. Lineage: Eukaryota; Viridiplantae; Streptophyta; Magnoliopsida; Fabales; Fabaceae. The record is from RefSeq and is a predicted model, not a curated record.
AUGUCUCAGAGUUCUCCCUCAAAGAAAUCUUCUCCCUCCUCUGAAACAGCAUCAGGAUCUAGGGCACCCAAUGUGGUGAGUGAUCAAGAUGUUGUGUUGGAUGUUGUGCCAUUGAACUCUGUUCCUUCUACCGAUCCUGUUAGUAAUCCACCAAGAAAGAUGCAUGCAAGAAAAUCAACUGGUGGAUCUGUUCCAGAAACUUUUUCUGUUCAAGGUAGAGAGGGCUCUGCUUAUGUUCACAAUGCGAUCGCAGAUAUUGUCACAAGAAUCUUGAAUGAAGGGCACCAGGUUGAUGGAAUAUCUGUUCCUCUAGCCCAAAUUCCUGCCUCUGAGAACAGCAAAGAUGAUCAAGAUGGUCAAGAUGAUGCUAGCAAAGAUCAGGGUGAUAUUGAGACAUCUGUUGACAACAAUGAUGAGAAGACCCCUGGUGCCAAAGAUGUUGAGACAUCUGAAGCUAUCAAUGUUGAAACAUCUGGUACUAAAGAUGAUGAGAUUCUUGAACCUGAGAAAGCUGAAGAGGUUCCUGUUGCUCCUUCUAAAGAAACCCUUAAUGAAGGCCCUACUGUGCAUGAUGUGGUGAAUCUGGAUGAUCUGGAUGAUUCUAUUGACAUUGCUGAUGAUGAGCUCAUCUCUAGCAUCUCUCAUAGAGUCAAGACUCGUAAGGGCAAACAGGUUUGUGAUCAAGAUUUUUCUAAACCUCAAGCUACUCCUCAAGUUACUCCUCAAAAGAAGGUCACUAUAAAGAAGAUCAAGAAGGUCCCUGCUGAACCUUCAACCACUGGAAGCAAGACUGCAGUGAAGAAGAGGAAAGAAAGAAGUGUUUCUGCCCCUGAAGAUGAUGUCUUAAGUGAUGUAAUCAUUGGUGGUAAGGUUAAGAAGUGGCCCAUAAAGAGCAAACUGUCUGCUAGUUCUCUUAAUGUCAGGUAUGCAUUGCUGCACAAAAUUGGUGCUGCUAACUGGGUGCCUACCAAUCACACUUCUACCAUUGCUGUUGGCCUAGGAAGAUUCAUAUAUGCUGUGGGAACCAAGACAAAAUUUGACUAUGGGACUUACAUAUUUGAUCAAACUAUGAGGCAUGUUGGUACCUCUGUUACCAAGCUUCCCAUUGCUUUCCCAUCUCUGAUAUGUGGGAUAAUCCUCAAGCAACACCCUGGAAUUCUGAAAAGUAAAGAUUCUGUAUGUAAGAGGGAGAGUGCUUUGUCUUUUCACUACAAGCUGCUUCAGAGGUCUGAUGACAUGACAUCUGCUGGGACAUCACAACCCAGCAAGUCUGUGAACAAAUCCCUUCUUAUUGCUGAGCUGAAAGAGACUUGUCAAGAGUUGGACAACAGGAAGCUGAAACUUGAAAAGCUCAUCCAAAGUCUUGAGCAGUCUACAGAUGAUGACCUUGCUGGUGAGAGGGAUGGUGACAAUAUGGAUGAAGACAAAGGUGCUGAGGAAGAGGCUGAGGAAGAGACUGAGGAUGCUGAAGCUGAGGGUGCUGAAAGUGGGAGUAGUGAUGCUGCUGAAGAGACUAGUAGUUCAAGUGAUGACAAUCCUGGUGGCUCUAGUGAUGAAGACAGUGAUGGGUCUGAUGAUUAG